Molecule: messenger RNA, 963 nt
Organism: Didymosphaeria variabile
Lineage: Eukaryota; Fungi; Ascomycota; Dothideomycetes; Pleosporales; Didymosphaeriaceae
Exons: 2
Coding region: 1-963 (320 amino acids)
Molecular function (GO): protein N-terminal-serine acetyltransferase activity; protein-N-terminal-alanine acetyltransferase activity
Source: RefSeq, a predicted model, not a curated record
AUGUUUGCGACCGGACUGGUAAAUUUGCUGUAUGUUGGGCCGCAGACAACGGAGAUUAUGCGCAUUAGGAAGCACCAAGAGACAAAGGAUGGGAAGAAGAGCUAUGAUAAGGGACCGCAUAGUAAGGAGAUGGAGGCGUUGAACAGGCAGUUUGGCAUUCUGCACGGUCAACCAUCCACGAGGAACAGUCAUCUCAGGGUCCAGAUUAUAUGUACCUACAUCGAACGGUAUCUUGGCUUCAAUAACUACAACAUGUCUCCAUCAACACCGAACGAAAAGUUCGGGCCCGAGGUCCUGGAUACACCCGCCAAAGCCCCAAGCUACGAAAUCAAGCUCCAAGGCCAACAUGUCACAAUCAUCCCAGUCCAUUCCGAUCACGCCGCAGACCUAUACUCCCAAGUCAAAGGCCCAGAAAACGCCUCCUUCUUCGACUACCUUUUCGACGAACCCCCAAAAUCCCUCGACGCCUUCCGCGCCUCCCUAGCCAAAAAAGCAGAUACCACCAACCCCUGGACCUACACCAUCCUACUCAAAGCCACCUCCAAACCCGUCGGCAUGGCCUCCCUCAUGCGCAUGGACCUCCCCAACCGCGUCAUCGAAAUCGGCAGCAUCCUGUACACACCUGCACUGCAGCGCACACCCGCGGCGACAGAAGUGCAGUAUCUCUUCGCGUCGUAUGUCUUCGAUACGCUCGGUUUCAGACGGUAUGAGUGGAAGUGUAACGACUUGAAUGGGCCGAGUAAGCGGGCGGCUGGGAGGCUGGGUUUUGUGUAUGAGGGUACGUUUAGGCAGCAUAUGAUUGCGAGGGGGAGGAAUAGGGAUACGGCGUGGUUUGCUAUUAUCGAUAGGGAUUGGGAGGGGGUGAAGAGGGGUUUUGAGGGUGGUUGGCGAAAGAUAAUUUUAGCGAAGGUGGGAAGCAGAAGAGGAGACUGGAGGAGGUUAGAGGUGCUCAGGGAUGUGUAG